Molecule: messenger RNA, 1281 nt
Organism: Mycosarcoma maydis (corn smut)
Lineage: Eukaryota; Fungi; Basidiomycota; Ustilaginomycetes; Ustilaginales
Product: protein required for clamp formation and pathogenic development
Exons: 1
Coding region: 1-1281 (426 amino acids)
Source: RefSeq, a predicted model, not a curated record
AUGACUGUCGCUGGAUCUUCGAGGCUUGAUAACAAGACUGCCGCCGCCUCCCAGAACAAGCCAGCCCCACGUGUAUGCGUCGCUGAAAUCGCCAUCAAGCAGCUCAUCUCUGAAGAAAAGCUCGCUUCCUCCUCCAGCCGUCCUCUCGCACCCGUCAAUGUCAACAUCCGCAACUCUGCUAACCGAUCAACCUUGCCCUCCCGCACCACCACGUCUUGUUCACCCAAAUCCAGCAGCAAGCCCACUUGGCACAGAAAACUGCGCUCGUCUUCUGUCGACCGCAUUGCCGCCAUCCAAUCUGCUGCGAAAGCAAACAAGUUUGGCUCACUAGUCGGCAAUACAGCCUCUGUGAUGCUCAAAGGCGAGCAACUCAGCAUUCGGCUUCCUCAAAAGCUUCCCUAUCCUCGCCUCAGACCCAACUCUUCCCCCUACGAGGACCUCGUCGCGCACCUCUCGCGUCAUCACUUUUUUCUCGAAGCGCAGCAAGUCGAGCAACUCAAGGUGACACCAGACUACUACCUCACCCAGUACCUCGAGACAGCUCGUCUGGGAAAGUGCAGUCUCUAUCACCAAACCGAGAUCUUUCUCUCGGCGAACAAAGACUACUUGCUCUCGCAAGUGAUCCCAGGUCAGCCUUUGCCAGAGACGGUCCCGAUCGAUGUUACCGACUUGGUGAGCACGUUGCAACGACCACCGACGCACUUGCUUGCGGUACAUUCGGAUCGAGAAGCUGCAACGCUGUAUGCCAUUCAUGGACAAGUGUUGGCGCUCCAGUGUGUAUCCAUCCCCUUUCUAGCCGCUUCGAAAGAGGUGCAUCAAGAUGGAAAGGCGAUAGCACACAUGCCCACGCAAGCGUUGCGCGUUCCAUCCGUCUCGCACUUUAACACGAUCGUGCGCUGGCUGUACAGUCAAUCUACCACUUCGCUCCUGCACGAAUUGCUGCCGCUUGAACACAUCGUUGCCUACCUCUCCACUCGGUCCGCGCGCUCCUCGAUCACUUGCGCCCCACUAUCCCUCGCAAUACAGGACAUUGUAGAAUCCAUGUCAACGCUAUCCACCAAACACUUUCUCCAGCGUCUACUCUUGAUCCAGUCGGUAUGGAAGAACGGCGUUGCGUUGGGCAUCGUCUCGUGCAACUUCUGGUCGACGCUCGAUCACGCGUGGAACCUGACCAUCGGUGCCAUGGUCGCUCGCUCAUCAAGGAGCAAGAGGACCGUCGCUGCCGAACACGUAGGCGCAAACGAACUGACCGUCAAGCUCCAAUCCACCAAACUCGAGUGA